CGGAGUUGCAAAGGGGAGCUGCUGGUGCUCGCUUGCUGCUGCUGCUAUCCCUGGCGCCGUGGCUGCUCGCCUCGCGCUGCCGAUCCGCUUUGCAGCCUCCCCCGGAGAACGAGGCUCGCGGGCUGGCUUGAUCCCGGCGCAAAGGCAAACAAGAGAGGGGGGGUCGCCCCGGGGCCACAAGCGCCACGCCGCCGCCGAUGCGCUUCCUCCUGGCCGCGGCCGGUCGAUGGCUCGUCGGGUCUCCUGCCUCCGCUGUCUCCUCUGAUCCUCCGGCGGCGUUCGGCUGGGAGCGGCGGCAGCAGCAGGCAUGCUGGAGCGUGGCAGGCGGCCCCGCCGGGCUCUCCUCGCCGCGGCGCUUCGGCUCGCGCUGCUCCUAACUUGGUGGGCGCAGGUCGCGGAGGCCUCGGGCUAUUUCGAGGUGCAGAUCAGCUCGGUGAAGAACGUCAACGGCGAGCUGUUGAAUGGGGAAUGUUGCGAUGGCGCGAAGGGCCCGCAGAACCUCGACUGCGGCCGGAACGAGUGCGACACUUACGUGAAAGUCUGCCUGAAGGAAUACCAGUCCAAGAUCACGCCCACGGGAGCCUGCAACUAUGGCUCCGGAUCUACGCCGGUGCUCGGGGGGAAUACUUUUUAUCUGACCAGUAGAAAUUUGCAUCAAGCCAGGAGUCACGACGCGGGCCGGAUUGUCAUCAAUUUCCAGUUUGCCUGGCCGAGAGCAUUCACGUUAAUAAUUGAAGCCUGGGACUUGGAUAACGAGACUAAAGCUGACGAAGGCGAGUUCAUUGAUCGAGUGUCAUACGCCGGAAUGAUCAACCCAGAGGAUCGAUGGCAGACACAGCAGCUCAAUGGCCACGUUGCUCAUUUUGAAGUCCAAAUCAGAGUGAAAUGUGAUGAAAACUAUUACGGCCCGCAGUGCAAUAAAUUCUGUGGCCCUCGUGAUGACUUCGUGGGCCACUACACAUGUGACCAAAAUGGAAACAAAGCUUGUAUGGAAGGCUGGAUGGGUAAAGAUUGCAAACAAGCUGUUUGCAAACAAGGAUGUAAUUUAAUCCGUGGGGGCUGCAGCGUACCUGGAGAGUGCAAGUGUAAUUACGGCUGGCAAGGACAGUUCUGUGACGAGUGCGUCCCCUACCCAGGCUGUGCUCACGGGAGUUGUACAGACCCCUGGGAGUGCAAAUGCGAAACCAACUGGGGUGGGCUGCUGUGCAACAAAGAUUUAAACUAUUGUGGAAAUCACCAUCCAUGUGUGAAUGGUGGAACCUGCAUGAAUACAGAACCAGAUGAAUAUAGCUGUGCUUGCCAAGAUGGUUACUCUGGAAAGAACUGUGAAAUUGCCGAGCAUGCUUGUGUAUCAAAUCCUUGUGCUAAUGGUGGAACCUGCCAUGAAAUUUCAUCAGGAUUCAAAUGCCAGUGUCCAGCAGGAUGGAGUGGACCAACGUGUGCUAUUGAUAUUGAUGAAUGUGCAUCUAACCCUUGUGCCAGUGGCGGAACUUGCGUUGAUCGCAUUAAUGGGUUUGAAUGUAUAUGUCCACAGCAGUGGAUUGGGUCAACCUGUCAGCUUGAUAUUAAUGAUUGUCGUGGACAGUGUCAAAAUGGAGGGACUUGUAAGGAUGAGAUGAAUGGCUAUCGUUGCUUAUGCCAUCGCGGCUUCAUUGGAAAGAACUGUGAAAUAGAAGUUGACGAAUGCAUGAGCGACCCGUGUCAAAAUGGAGGACGCUGUGAGGAUCUGGUCAAUGGCUUCCGUUGUGUGUGCCCUCAGGGCUUUUCGGGAGAAUUCUGUGAGAUGGAUAUCGAUCUCUGCAAGCCUAAUCCUUGCCAAAACAGUGCUAAAUGUUACGAAUUGAGGGAGGAUUAUUAUUGUGCCUGUUCUGAUGACUACGAUGGAAAGAACUGCUCCCAUCUCAAGGACCACUGCAAAAACAAUUCUUGCAAAGUAAUAGACAGCUGUACAAUUGAGGUUUUCACCAAUGCUACCCAGAGAGGCGUUCGCUUUAUCUCGUCCAGUGUAUGUGGACCCCACGGACGGUGCAUCAGUCUACCGGGAGGGAACUUCACUUGCGCAUGUGAUAAGGGCUUUAUCGGAGCGUAUUGUCAUGAAAAUAUCAAUGACUGCCUUGGGAAACCUUGUAAGAAUGGUGGGACUUGCAUAGACGAAGUGGACUCCUUUCGAUGCUUCUGUCAGAAUGGCUGGGAGGGAGAAUUGUGUGAUAUCAAUGUCAAUGACUGCUUGCCAAAUCCAUGUCAUCACGAUGGCCGGUGCAUUGACUUAGUGAAUGACUUUUAUUGUGAAUGUCGAAAUGGCUGGAAAGGCAAAACAUGCCAUUCACGUGAGUACCAGUGUGAUGCAAAUACUUGUGCAAACGGAGGGACAUGUUACGAUGAUGGGGAUACUUUCCGAUGCUCGUGUCCUCCAGAAUGGAAGGGAAGCACUUGCAACAUUGCUAAGAACAGCAACUGUGUCCCCAACCCUUGUCUGAAUGGUGGAACCUGUGUUGGCAGCGGAGAUUCCUUUUCUUGCAUCUGUAAGGAAGGCUGGGAAGGACGGACGUGCACACAAAAUACAAACGACUGCAACUCCCAUCCAUGUUACAACGGAGCCAUCUGUGUUGAUGGAGUCAAUUGGUUUCGCUGUGAAUGCGCACCUGGGUUUGCUGGUCCAGACUGUAGAAUCAAUAUUGACGAAUGCCAGUCCUCCCCUUGUGCAUACGGCGCAACUUGUGUUGAUGAAAUAAAUGGCUAUAGGUGCACCUGUCCCCCUGGAAGAGCUGGAACCAGAUGCCAAGAAGUAAUAGGUUUUGGAAAAUCUUGCUGGAUUAAAGGAAUGUCCUUUCCCCAUGGCAGUAGAUGGGAUCAAGAAUGCAACAGCUGCCAUUGUUUGGAUGGCCGCAUUGACUGCACCAAGGUGUGGUGUGGGAGAAAAUCCUGCUUGUUUACCAGUCAUCCGGACCAUGCAGCCUACCGGUGCCCCAAAGGUCAAGAAUGUCAAGAAAAAAUGUAUGUCAAAUGUUUCCAACCACCUUGUGCCGACUGGGGGGAGUGCAGUGAAUCGGAGCCCCUACCUGCCAAUGUCAAGUGCCAUCCCAGUUCAGGCUACUUGGACAACAGCUGUGCCAGGAUCACUCUGAUUUUUAAUAGAGACAAAGUACCCCAGGGUACAACCGUUGAAAACAUUUGUUCUGAAAUCCGAUACUUGCCAGCCACUCGAUCGGUUUCGAGUGACGGAAUGCUGCUGCUGUUGUGCGAUCCAUCCUACUCUAUAGAGAAUGCAGUAGAAGUUGCCAUUUCUUUCAUCUCGCAUCAAGAUGAGACCGAUAACAGCCUCAUUCAGAACGCUGCCAAUACUAUAGUAAACGCAAUUACCAAGCGGCAAAACAGUACGGUGAUGCUGGCAGUAACAGAAGUCAAAAUAGAAACCAUAGUAGUUGGGAGUUCUUCAUCAGAUUACCUGGUUCCAGUCCUCUGUGCAGUCUUUAGUAUUGUGUGGGUCACCUGUAUAAUAAUCUGUGUGUGGUGGACACGGAAGAGGAGAAAAGAGCGCGAGAGAAAUCACCCAUCUGCAGAAGAGGCUGCCAAUAACCAGUGGGCACCUCUCAAUCCCAUAUGGAAUCCUAUAGACAGACCAUAUGGUCCCAAAGACAUUCACUACGAACGCAAAAAUUUUAUAGCUCAAAAGAGAACUUGCGAUGGGGCGGAAGAGUACACGGAGUGUGAGGAGGAGGAGGAGGAAGAAGAGGAGAGAGAGGUCAUGGAAAUGGACAAAUUCCUCUCUCACAAACUCUCUAAGCCUUUGCCAGCAAAGGCUGUUGACUCAUCCGAGGAUAGCCCUGUUAAGAAAUCUCUUCAGACAACCAAAAUGGACAACAGAUCUGUAAAAAAUGUGAACAUGGCAAACCUUGAAGGCGGAAGAGACUAAAUAUGUGUCUGGACCAUAAGCCACGCCGAUCUGGGUUGAACGGGGGGCCGGGGGGGGGGGGGGGGGAGAAACUGACAUCUCCACUUUUGAGUCAAGAACUUUAAAACGUCUGGGAGUCAAAUGUUCAUAGUUACUUUAUUUUCAGUAAAAAAAAGAAUGAAAAUAAUAAAAUAAAAAAAAUUAUUUUGUUUCUUUUAGCCUUGUAUAAAUUAUUCGAUGACUGUCAGAUGAUAGAGUAAUCUUUGAUAGUUGCUAUUUUUGUAAAUUCUACUUAGAAUAUGCUUGCUGUAUGGCGGAAGGGGGGGGGAAGUUUCUAUUUUCGAUAAUUUCCUAAAAGUUUUAUCGUACAAACUUCUACGCUGUUUACAGACUCUAUUCUCUCUCUCUAAAAAAAAAAAAAAAACCCUGUUAACCGCGGGGACUGUAAAACCUCCUGGUAGAGGAAGUUAGUUAUCAGAAGUCAAACCUCCACAGUUUUUGAAUCCUUACAAGAAGUCACUUCUUGCACUGCUAGGUUCGUUCCCCCUCAAAAAUUCGCCUUAUUUUUCUUUUCAAACAAAAAAACUCGUCUAUAAAGAUCUUUCAAACUAUGUUGGGGGGGGGGAGAAAGUGGCCUUUAAGUUCAACAUGUCCAUUCGUUUCCUUUCCUUUAGGACUGCAGUAUUGAAGCACGCGUCAAAGUGCCUUGAAAUUAUAAAAUAAAAUAAAUAUUCUAUAGCAACUGUCAAAGACUGCCAUGCCUAUCUAAGUUUACCGCAAGAGGAUGCUUGGAGUCCUCAGGCAGACACAGUUUAUUUUCAGAUUUGUGAGAGUGCAUUUUUUUUUUUUGUAAAUAUGUAUAUAUUUAAAUGAAUCACUUCUGUAUAUUUGAGUUAAUAACUUAAAAAAAUAUUUUUGGUCUUUUUUUAAAAAAAGAAGUCAUUCCUUUUUAAUUUAUGUCGCAGAAAGGGAAAGUUUUACGGCAGUUUCUAAUAAAAUUUAAGAAAAAAACCCACUUAUUUUGGUAUUAUGUCCAUAAUAGAAAACGAUGUUCAUACAAUCAAUGUUGGGAAUCCGUUGGUCAUUCUUUUUGUACUUUUCACUGUAUCGCCACUGUUUCACGUGUAAAUAUAUCCAGGCUGUUUUCCUCUCAUCUCAAGAAUGCAGAGAGUAAGUAUACUGUACAGUAUAAAGAUAACAAGGCAAUAUUUUUUUUUCUUUUGUGAUUGUUUAUUACACAUGGUAUUGCUUUUUUUUUUGCAUUUUUUAAAAUACAGGCCUAAUGAAGGGAACAAUACUUUCCAUGCUUCUUGUUUCUGAUGUGCUUCUUCACCUCUUCUUUUCUUUUUUUAAGAUUGGAAAACUCUGCCUGAAACUAGAUGUUAUAGCAGGCUUACGGCUACCGCCAAAAAAAGCAUCAUCUCUUCCCUUUCUCAGAAUUUACACGUGAUUCAGAUCACACCAAAAUGUGACACUGUUCUGAGAGGUUCCUUGUCUCUACUCCACUUCAUUGGCUGCUACUUUUGUAGGGAUGGGGAAAGUCUCGGUGUGAUGUCAUCAAUGAUGUCAUGUCUUGCCUAUUGUGUCACUAGAUUACAUCGAGAAAGGGGGGGAGAGUCUCGGGUCUGCUUUUCUUGGCAGCAGCCCCCCAUCUGCUGCAACAUCCGGUUCCGUUUUAGGAGAUAGAAUACCUCACGAGAAAUUGGUAAUUCAUAACGGAAGGCUUGUGCAUUAAUUGUGGGUUUUUAAAAGGCUUUAUUGCUGUUAAAACAGAUGAGCUAUAUCUUUAUUUUUAAUGACUGGGAAAACAUAAUCUUGCGUUACUUAGCUGUCCUAUCAUUGAAAAGGAAAUUGAUGUCUGUCUCUCUUCCCUCUCUCUCAACAUUUUGGCCACUCAGCAAUGUAACCCUGAAUGUUUUUUUUUUUUUAAAUUAGUUAUUUUAUACAUGAAUGCAGGAAUUGCUUUGCAGGAACUUCUGUGCAGUACAUUUUGUUUGACAUGUUCUUCGAUAGCUUUCGGAAGAAAACUAUUUAUUAAAGCAUUUUAUAACAA
Heteronotia binoei (common prickly gecko) is the source of this 5945-nucleotide messenger RNA. It is a transcript of the gene JAG2, whose product is annotated as jagged canonical Notch ligand 2. The coding region runs from base 308 to 3913 and encodes 1201 amino acids. The record is from RefSeq and is a predicted model, not a curated record. Gene Ontology annotation, molecular function: Notch binding; calcium ion binding. Gene Ontology annotation, cellular component: plasma membrane; protein-containing complex. Gene Ontology annotation, biological process: cell communication; establishment or maintenance of epithelial cell apical/basal polarity; heterophilic cell-cell adhesion. NCBI's taxonomy places the organism in Eukaryota, Metazoa, Chordata, Lepidosauria, Squamata, Gekkonidae. The transcript is spliced from 25 exons.